AUGUACAGUCCGCUCGUCGACAGCAGGAAUCGACACAACGGAAAUCAGGAUCCAUCAGACCAGCUCCAAAUCUACGACGCCGGCGUCCAGAAGACAGCCUUCAUCCAGACGUUCAAGCCUGCUACCGUCGUCCUAUUCAUCUUCUACUGCUCAGUCCUAGCCCCGCAUUUCUACUAUGCGCCCGACGAGCCUUACCCUGCCCUCAAAGCUCUAGGCGUUGUCGUCGGCGGCCUUUUCCCUAUGGUCGUCGUGGGGUAUGGAACCGCCCCUUUCGUCAACUCCAUCCUUCUCCGGUUGCCACAGACCGCCCGCAGGUCUCGCGACGCCAUGCUCCGCUAUGUCCAAAAGCUGCCAAAGGAUGCCGAACUCGAGUUUGUGACCGCCCGCCUUCUCGGCUUCAAGAAGACCAACGUUGUUCGACUAUCCGAGAUGCAUGUCUUGCCACCUCGCCGUUUUGGUUUCGCAAACCUCGAACACGUCGUGCCAGCGUGGCAGAGGAAGAUAUUGGCGGAAAGACCGCUGUGGAAGAAAGCGGUGUCGCUACUUGGAGAGACGAGGAACAAAUUCUACGUCAAGGGCGACAAAGCGGCGAGCAAGAGGAGUCGGGCCCCGGGCGUGUGGGAGAUGGUAUUCAAGCAGAUCCAGCAGAAUGGCCGCGGAAAGUGA
Molecule: messenger RNA, 666 nt
Organism: Mytilinidion resinicola
Lineage: Eukaryota; Fungi; Ascomycota; Dothideomycetes; Mytilinidiales; Mytilinidiaceae
Exons: 4
Coding region: 1-666 (221 amino acids)
Source: RefSeq, a predicted model, not a curated record